This is a messenger RNA of Anastrepha obliqua, 2055 nucleotides long. RefSeq names its product mucin-2-like. Lineage: Eukaryota; Metazoa; Arthropoda; Insecta; Diptera; Tephritidae. The transcript has 2 exons. The record is from RefSeq and is a predicted model, not a curated record. The coding region runs from base 1 to 2055 and encodes 684 amino acids.
AUGCGCUUUCUACUGUUUUUGGCAUUUUUCGCUUUUGUGUCGUUGUCCUUUAACCAGGCAAACGGCGAUGUAACUAAUACUACUGAAGUUACUACUCCUACGACAUCAACAACAGCAGCUCCGACAACAAUAGCAGCUACGACAACAACAGCAGCUCCGACAACAACGGCAGCUCCGACAACAACGGAAGCUCCGACCACAACAGCAGCUCCGACAACAACAGCAGCUACGACAACAACAGCAGCUGCGACCACAACGGCAGCUCCGACCACAACAGCAGCUACGACAACAACAGCAGCUCCGACAACAACAGCAGCUACGACAACAACGGCAGCUCCGACCACAACAGCAGCUCCGACCACAACAGCAGCUACGACAGCAACAGCAGCUCCGACAACAACAGCAGCUACGACAACAACGGCAGCUCCGACCACAACAGCAGCUCCGACCACAACAGCAGCUACGACAACAACAGCAGCUCCGACAACAACAGCAGCUACGACAACAACGGCAGCUCCGACAACAACGGCAGCUACGACCACAACGGCAGCUCCGACCACAACAGCAGCUACGACCACAACAGCAGCUCCGACAACAACAGCAGCUCCGACAACAACGGCAGCUACGACCACAACGGCAGCUCCGACCACAACAGCAGCUACGACAACAACAGCAGCUCCGACAACAACAGCAGCUACGACAACAACGGCAGCUCCGACCACAACAGCAGCUCCGACCACAACAGCAGCUACGACAGCAACAGCAGCUCCGACAACAACAGCAGCUACGACAACAACGGCAGCUCCGACAACAACAGCAGCUCCGACCACAACAGCAGCUACGACAGCAACAGCAGCUCCGACAACAACAGCAGCUACGACAACAACGGCAGCUCCGACAACAACAGCAGCUCCGACAACAACGGCAGCUACGACCACAACGGCAGCUCCGACCACAACAGCAGCUACGACAACAACAGCAGCUCCGACAACAACAGCAGCUACGACAACAACGGCAGCUCCGACCACAAUAGCAGCUACGACAGCAACAGCAGCUCCGACAACAACAGCAGCUACGACAACAACGGCAGCUCCGACAACAACAGCAGCUACGACAACAACGGCAGCUCCGACCACAAUAGCAGCUACGACAGCAACAGCAGCUCCGACAACAACAGCAGCUACGACAACAACAGCAGCUCCGACAACAACAGCAGCUACGACAACAACGGCAGCUCCGACCACAACAGCAGCUACGACAGCAACAGCAGCUCCGACAACAACAGCAGCUACGACAACAACGGCAGCUCCGACCACAACAGCAGCUCCGACCACAACAGCAGCUACGACAACAACAGCAAACGGCGAUGUAACUAAUACUACUGAAGUUACUACUCCUACGACAUCAACAGCAGCUCCGACAACAACGGCAGAUCCGACAACAACAGCAGCUCCGACAACAACAGCAGCUGCGAUAACAACGGCAGCUCCGACAACAACAGCAACUCCGACAACAACGGCAGCUCCGACAACAACAGCAGCUCCGACAACAACAGCAGCUACGACAACAACAGCAGCUCCAACAACAACGGAAGCUCCGACAACAACGGAAGCUCCGACAACAACGGAAGCUCCGACAACAACAGAAGCUCCGACAACAACGGAAGCUCCGACAACAACGGAAGCUCCGACAACAACGGAAGCUCCGACAACAACAGCAGCUCCGACAACGACGGCAACUCCGACAACAACAGCAGCUCCGACAACAACGCCACCAUUAAACGCAGCGGAAUUAACAAAUACAACAACAGCAGCUCCGACAACAACUCCAGCUCCGACAACAACAGCAGCUUCGACAGCAAAGCAAGCAGUAGUAGCCCCAGCAAGAACAUCUUCGUCAAAGCUUAAGACAGAUGAUAAUAAUCGUCUGAGUGGUCGACACCAUCGAAUCGAUAGAACAAAGUUCGUUCCAUUCCGUAAAGCUUUCGGUCCAGACCAUAGGGGUAUGGGACCAAGAGGAGAUCACGGCGUUAUGCGAGGACCACAUGGUUGCUAA